Messenger RNA from Amoebophrya sp. A120, 5441 nucleotides. NCBI's taxonomy places the organism in Eukaryota, Dinophyceae, Syndiniales, Amoebophryaceae. The record is from the annotation of a GenBank genome assembly.
GGCGCCGACGCCGACGCGAGUGCUGCCGCGCGUCUGAACCAAGCCAUGUUCAAGAAGAGCGGUGCGGAAUCUGGCGCGGCUAGUACAACAGGAAGCAUCAGGCCGCAAAAAAUUUUGUACGCGGAUCCGGAUGCGGCAAAGCGAGCGGAAGAUAUGGCUCAGCAACACGAAGCGUACUACUUUUUGUUGCAUACAUUUGAAAAAAAUGAUUUCAGCAUUUUUGUGAUUUCGAAACGUUGUCAUUGUCAUGUAUACUAUCAAUCUAGCAAGUGCAAGGCGUACGGUACGUCGGUCAAUACAAUUACCUCGCACAACGGGUCGCUGUCCCUUCACCAUACAACAGGUACCUCUACGAAGAUCGACAUGACGUGCAACCUGCUCCGAACAAAGCAGCGUCUGCGCAACUUCAACAGACGUCCACUGCGAACUCGAAUACUCUGCUGACUAGUUUUGAGGAGAUUCCGCCCGGCGUGCGCAAACUGUGGCGAAACUGCGGCAAGAUCGGUAUUGGUGGGUUUGGCGCCGUUUACCGCGUCGCCCCACGCGAACUGAUGGACAAGAUAACCGAUCGCGAGCUGCACGCUUUGAAGCUGGAGAAGGGAAGCCGCAAGACGGCGGGUAAACGGCCGCGGUUGUACGCAGAAAUCAAGUUUCUGCAGCGGGUCGCCAAAAUCGCGGGGACGCGCCACGUAGUCCGCUUGAUCCGCAGCAGCACCAACGAGCCAGACGGCUCGGCGUACAUCGUGAUGACGCUCUGUGAUUUCGAGGUCGGCUACCUGAAGAGCGUCGCCCAGCGCCUCUCCGUGCCCCUAGUGACCUGGCUGACGCUCCAGGGCCUGCGCGCACUCGACCACGUCCACCGUUCCGGUCUGGUUCACUGCGACAUCAAGCCGCAGAAUAUGAUGCUCCGCACCACCACCGACCGCCGGGUCAUGCGUUUGAUGCUCGUGGACUUUGGGCUGUCGAAGCUGUACGAAAGUAAGAAAACGAAGAAACUGUUGGAGGAGCCGGAUGCGACGCGGUACCGCGGUACGCCGCUUUACGGGAGUCUGGACACGCUGAAAGGCUACGAGCCGACGCCGCUCGACGACGUCAUGAGUCUCUUUUACGUGGCACUGGAGCUGCUUUGGGGCGGGUUGCCGUGGCAGCGGCGGAGCAAGGAUCCUCUGGCGAACGAAAACCUCGCACGGCUGCGGAAGAAGAUCGUCCUGGACCGGAAGCAGGCGGUGGAAAGUCUUGGAGACGCCGAGCCGAAAUUUCUGCACCCGGAGGACGCGUUGCUGAUGCAUUUCAUGUUCCAGAAGGAUGCCAUCACCAAAGACAUCAUCCACAUCGAAAUGGAGCGCGUUGCCCGGGCCAAAGAGCGAAAGGAGCGCGCCAUCCAGGAGCGGGAGCGUGAACGGCAGGAGAAAGAGCGCAAGGAGCAGGAGGCCCGGGACCGCGCCGCGCGGGAAACAAAGCAACGGCUCGAGCGCGAGCGAGCCGCCGAGAGCAGAGAGGGCAAGGAAAAUAAGGAAAGCGCCGGCGAAGAAAAAGACGAGCGGGGAAGUAGAGAGACUGACAAGGAAGCCGUGGCCGAAUCGUUGGCUGCACCUCCUCCCGAGAUAAUGAAGGAAGGGACGCACGAGGCGGCUGCCGCGUCUCCCCGGCGACGAUCGAAAUCGCAAUCUCCACGGCGGCGAAGCAAAUCGAAGUCGCCUGAAAGACGGUCGCACAAAAACGAGAUUGAGGACGAGCAAAAGAGGCACACGCAGCAGAAAGAACGGCCGCGGCAGCUCCACGGUCUGGCGGCAUUGAAACAUAAUUUACCGAAAGGAACGAAAUACUGGUUGAGCGAACACAUCCAGAACCACGACGAGCUUUUUCAGAAGACGGCGCCCAAGAUUCCGCUGAUAAAGCGCCAGCGCCCUCCAAAGCGGACGGACGUACCCUCGCACGACGUCAAGCACGAUUUCCGCCGGGAAGUGUGUUACCAGGGGGUUCGUUCCUUGCACGAAGCGAUCAUGAAACACCUGAACAAGCGCGAUUUGGAAUCUCUGCCGGACCCGGGGGUUUGGCAUGUUCCGCUGGUGAACGCCAAAAGCAGUGCGCCACAGAGCGGAGACGAGUUGCAUCACGGCGACGCAGAUUUAUUCGAAGAGAAGCUCUACAUAGCCUGGGACAGGGUGGCCGACGCGACGACGAUGGUAAAGCCGACCUGGCGACAGUGGGCGGAGUCAAUCCCAAAAAACUUUCUCCGGCUCUACAUGCACGCGUUUUCGGACCGCAAAAACUGGGGCCUGUACGACAGCCAUCCCAACAAAAUCAACAAGCCCAUGCUGACGGAGGCGGACAAAAGGGAAAUCCACGACUCCGACCUGACCCCCAAUCACUGCAUCGAUCUCCCCCUUUACUGCAAGAAGGUCUGCCAGUCGGUGUACCAGAGCGACCUUCAGGUCGACAGUGCGAUCAACAACUUCGAGGACGGCGAGGAAAUCAGCAGCCAGACCCUAGUGCACUCUGUGAAGCAGACCAUCGAAGAAUACGACAUGGAAAAAGCAAGACAGAAGCGAUUUCUCGAGCGUAACGCUAAUUCGCGGGGCUUCGAUCCUAAGACAAAAACUUCCUCUGCUCUCAUCAUGAGGUCGAGCAGUCCCCCGAAAGAGAAAGAGACCAAGCAGAAUCUGACCCCGAAGGCGGCCGCAGCUGCGGCGGCGGCGGCGGCGAACAAGCAGCGCCAUCGCCGCGGUAGUCUGACGCUGGAAGAGCAGGAUCGGGAAGUGUUGAUCUGUCUGGAGAGGAAGCCGCCCGCACACACGCUCGCCUUUGACUUCGGAGACACGACCAAGGUGUCCCGGUGCUUGCGGGAGUACCAGCAGGAAAUGGAGCAAACCUACUUUGAUACACAGCUGUACGAUUCGUUCCUGGACCCGAAGACGCGGCUUCCGGACGCGAUGCUGCACCCGGAGCCGGUGAUCAAGUCGAAGGGCGAGUAUGCGGGCGUGACUGACACCACGGCGAAAAAGAAGAACAUGACGCGCAACCGCCAGGCCUUCCUUCUGAACACGGUGGAGACGCAGUACUUCCGCGUAGACCUCGAGAUCAAAGGGUUCCUGCUCGGCCGCAGCACAGGGACGCUGCCGCACACCUGCCUCCCCGGAGAGCUGGAAAAGCGCGACGAAUUGGUCGCAAGGUUCGAGGAAGAGAAACGGCGAAAUUAUCAGUACGCCUACCGCGGGCUCGAUACCCGGGACCUGCUGGCGGAAAAGUUCGGCGUUGAGUUCAACUUCAGAAACAACUCCGCGGCCCAGCAGGACCUGACCGUGGCGGGGUCCUCGGUGCUCAACGCGGACACCCUGCAUCUGAUGUUCGACUCCACGGACACCGCACAACAGGCCACCAACCUGGCCUGCCUGAAAUUCUGGCGGGAAUCCGAAAAGUUGCACGACGACUUGCUGCUGGAAAAGACGCUGAAGGAGAUCCAGAACGCCGGGCAAAACGCGUUGAAGUGGGUCGAGAACAAGGUCGGUGACAACUUCUUCUACCAACUGGAGAGAGAGGUGCUUGGCUGGUUCGCGACGUACGAGCAGCAGAAGUGGGUUACGGCACACGAGAUGCUCUGGGACCUUGCAUUGCUGGAGGACGCCGAUGUUCAGGCCCUGGUUGCAGAAGUGUGGACCGCGGACAGAGCGAUGAAGUUGACGGGUGGAGGAGCGACCAGUGGCGCUGCAGCUGUCGUGGAGAGCUCCUUCGACCCCUUCCUGGGCGGGGACCACAACAAUUCUGCAGCGGCCUCCGGAACGGAGCACAUCGACACGAAGUUUGGAUUGCGAAACCACCUGUGGUGCCUCGUGCGGGAGUGGAUGCAGGACGACGUGCUGCGCGUCUCGCACUGCCUGAAGGCGUUUGUGCAGCGGUUCAAAAGUAAGCUCUCCGACUUUGGCGUUGCGGCGCUCGAGAAGAAGAGCGAGCGGAUCGAAUCGCAGCGGGACUGGGAUCUCUUCAGUCGGGGGGGCGCGUAUCAUCCGCAUUCGAGGAUGCACGAGCGGCAAUCGGACGAAGCCCUGUCAUUCUACAAGGAUGUUCUGCACCGGAUACAGCAAAAGUAUUUCCUCGAUCAGACGAGCUGUGGGGCGAUACAGAUGGCGUCGCGGACGAAGGCGGACACUUCCCCCGCCACCUACUUGUUUGGAAAAGCCGUCGCGCAGGGUCGCGAAAACCCUGACCACCACGCCGCAGUCAAGAAAAUCCAGAUGCUAUCGUACGUCCACGCCGCAGAAAACACACUUGAGAGCUACCUGCUAGCUGCGGGGGAAGCCGGCACGGAUAAGAGACUGUAUCACACCAUUGUUGCCGGAAUAGGUCGGCCUCCAGUUCUCGCGAGGCAGCGAGCCGGGGCCGAGGGACGCGCUGCCGCUGCGCACAGCCUCUCGUAUACUACUAGCAGUUUGCGCGAGUUACUGCAGAAAUUCACGGUCUUCGGAUUGCCAAAAGUCUGUGCGUCGAAACGCAAACAGCUUUUUGCGAAGAACGAAUUGCGGACGGACCAAUUUCCAAGAGCACUUGAGGAGCGCGACCGGUCGCCAAGCAGGAGCGACGUCGUGCAAAGGCCGAACAAGAAGAUGGACGCAGCGAACGAGGCAAAUAAGAAAGCGCCUCUGAAUGCGAGUCUCUCGCUAAAACGAAAAAAAAUUGGUGACCGGCUUCGCAUGUUCGAGAAGUUCCCGAAGCUGCAUGCUCCGAUGCAUCGUCUUGUAAAAGAUUUCUUCGCGCCAGAAGAAAAGGCAGGAACAGCAACCAAGCGGUCGGAUGAACACGUUUCUCCACAGGCAGAGGACGACGAGGACAUGCUGCAAGAUGAAAAGCAGGCAGAAAACCGCGCCAGACUCCAGGCUUUCCUGAUGAAGAGACGGCGAUCGAGCGGCGACGGACCCGCACUGGUCUCGCCGCGGCUCGCCACAGUGAAAAGCGAUUUAGCAAAAGCUGAACUGGCCGCAGAGAAACACCGCAACGAGGCCAUCCGAUACUUGUAUGGGGAGAGUGCUGUCGUUGUCGAAGUCGCCGCGGGCUUUGACGCGGAUCCUGCGGAAGAGCCGCCGUUGAAAAGGCCACGAGGAACCGUUACCGACGAAGAGGACAACAAAUUUUUGUACUCCCCGUCGCCCGAUAGUGGUCUGCCGCUUCCUAACCCGCGGGAAAGUAGAGUCUCUUCGGAUCAAUCGUUUCAGUACACCCCAGCGGCACGGACGGACGAGAAUCGUCUUGCGACUGGAAACAACAAGGACAAAACGUUCUACCUAGGUUAGUUUUUCCCGUUGGCAUCAUGCAGGUAGAAGUUGCAGAUGCAGGCAUGAUAGGUGCCAAUUCCAUAGCAGUUUCCCAAACGCAAAACUUUUUUGUUCAACAUCGACACCACAGAAAUCGCAAAAGAAAGCCAUCGUCUUAGAGCUGCUAAGCUUUGC